UUUUGGGUUUUGGAUUUUUUUCGUGAUGUAAGCGCGUGUGAUCGCUUUUGAUUGUGUCUGUUUGAAAACAGAUCCCCAAGUAACACUUGGUACUGUGUUUAUUGCUCUUUGCUAGCGUCCGUCUGGAAAUGGAUAGGCACACACAACAUUGUGUAGACCUGAACACGUUAGUGCCCGUGUUAGAGUUCCAGGUUGUUCAUCGACGAUAAAUUAAUCUACAGUAAUCUACAAUAAGUAUUUUGAGGAGGAAAUGUGGAGAUACAUGUGAAGUCAGUUUUAAAUCUACAAGUGACGAGGUUGAUUUACAUUGGCUCCUUUCCCUUUUGGUCUCACCAACUAGAAGUCCUUUUAUGAUGUCACUAUACCUAUAUACGGAUUAUCACAGGUCUAGGCUUUCGUCCUUCACGGUCUAUCUGCUGUUUGUCUAAGACUCCUCCCCCUUUCCCUUUAAAGUGGGUCAUUUUGCACUUGACAUACCCUAGGACUUACCAUGUACAGGCAUAUGGGAAAAAAAGAGAAGAAAGCUGUGUAGACCGUGUAUCGGAAUGCUGAAACAUCUUUGUUGGAGAAAUGUCUUCAGAAUCAGAAAAGGAUAGAGAGAGGCUGGUUCAAGCUGCCCAAAUGUUGUUCUUUCAUAUGCAAGAUCUUGCCUCCUUCACUAACAUACUUGUUGAAUUGUUUAACUGCAGUAUGAAUACUCAGAUCAACCACAUGACUGUGAAAGAGGAUGGUGAUAUUAAGGAUGUCUUUGAACAAAUGUUCAAAAUUUUUAAGGAGAUGCAAUCUGUACUGGAGGCAAAGUAUGACCAAAUGCAAAAGGAACCUUUGUGUGCCCAGAUUGCAACAGCUGUUUGUUCCAUGGUUGAGAAGAGCACCAAUGUAAAGGAGUUGCAUCAGUCAGCUAAAGAAGUGUUCAAAAAUGUCCACACUCCGAUCCUUAUCUCUGUGCUGAAUAGUAGUAACAUCCUGGGUGGUUUAGAAUCUUCUGCCUUGCUCUUGACAAAAUAUCCCAUCAUAAAUCUUCGGGUAAGUGACCUCUAUAGAAAAGACACCAAAGAGCAAGCAGGUGCCAUCACAUCUGAGAAAAACACAAGUCCAGGGCCACCCCAAAUCAGUACAGUAGACACCUUGAAGAAGUUGCAGGAUGUGCUAAAAACUGAGCCAGCCAAGAAUACCAUCAAGUCUGCUGCAGAUCAGCUGGAGCAAGUUGUCAAAACGUUGCUACCAAUCUUAGAGGUCCUCCAAAAAGUCGUGAGCACCAUGAAAACCAAGACGUCUGCGCCUAAGAAGGCCAAUGGCCAGUAGGCGUGCUCAUUUCAGUCAGCGAAUCGGUUCAAAUCCUGUGAAAUUUUCGAGUAUGUUCUAAGACCUUCGGUGCCAGAAAUGUGUUACAUUCGGACAUAAGUGCAAAGAGUAGUCGCCCAGCAGACCAUUUACCUGAAAUUUUGCUUUAGUCAAAUAAAAAUAAUCAGAGAAGGCCUGCUUGAAGUGGCAGUUACUAAAAAGAACAUUUUGUUCAGAAAAUCAAGGGACUGUGAACUCAUGGAGGAUCUGGCCUACGAUAUUCAACUUUUAAUCCCCAAAAGGCUUUGUACAUAGUAUGGCAAUAAGUGCAGUUAUGUGGCACAGAAAAAAAAAUAUGCAAGAUGUUGGAAGGCUUUUCUACUGCUUCGCUAAGGCUCACAGCAAAGCUUGUUCCCAGUUAGGCCUGCGGAACUCUACUCAGUAGCCACUAACAUGCCAAGGUCCCUGGGCAAUAAAUCAGGAGAAUUGUGUUUAUGGAAA
Messenger RNA from Hyaena hyaena (striped hyena), 1785 nucleotides. RefSeq names its product chromosome unknown C12orf60 homolog (gene CUNH12orf60). The record is from RefSeq and is a predicted model, not a curated record. NCBI's taxonomy places the organism in Eukaryota, Metazoa, Chordata, Mammalia, Carnivora, Hyaenidae. The coding region runs from base 571 to 1305 and encodes 244 amino acids. The transcript is spliced from 4 exons.